Molecule: messenger RNA, 1276 nt
Organism: Scylla paramamosain (green mud crab)
Lineage: Eukaryota; Metazoa; Arthropoda; Malacostraca; Decapoda; Portunidae
Product: phosphoglycerate mutase 2-like
Exons: 5
Coding region: 53-997 (314 amino acids)
Biological process (GO): glycolytic process
Molecular function (GO): intramolecular phosphotransferase activity
Source: RefSeq, a predicted model, not a curated record
UUCCACUGGUUGGAUUUUAACAUUUGAUCGUGGAUGAGUAUCACGUGCAGCGAUGUAUAUAUUUAGUGUCAGGACAUUGCAUUGUAUGGCGAGAGUGGCAGCCUUCGGGACGUGCUCAAGGUCAGGGAGGUCGUGCAGCGGACGAGUGUCAGCGCCAGCACGUCCUCCGCCGGCAGUCUCCUUCAGCUGGUCGCCCUGUUCAGAACCCACCACCUCUACACACCACUCCAAGAUGGCCAAGUAUCAGAUUGUUAUGGUCCGUCAUGGUGAGAGCGAAUGGAAUAAGCUGAACAAAUUCUGCGGUUGGCACGAUGCUCAACUCUCCGAGCAGGGUGUGAAGGAGGCUCAUGCCGCUGGGAAGGCACUGAAGGAUGCCGGCUUCAAGUUUGACCUUGCCCACACCUCUGUAUUGACCAGGGCCAACAAGACCCUUGAUGCCAUUCUGGAGGAGAUUAACCAGAAGGACAUCCCCAUCCAGAAGACCUGGCGUCUCAAUGAGCGUCACUAUGGUGGCCUUACUGGCCUCAACAAGGCUGAGACCGCCCAGAAGCACGGUGAAGAGCAGGUGAAAAUCUGGCGGCGCAGUUUUGACAUUCCUCCUCCCCCAAUGGAUGAGAGCAACCCUCACUACAAGGAAAUUGUGGAAGACCCCCGCUAUGCUGAUGGCCCCAGCAAAGAAGAGUUCCCCAUGUUUGAAUCUCUGAAGCUGACUAUUCAGCGCACUCUGCCCUACUGGAAUGACGUCAUUGUGCCCCAGAUGAAGUCAGGAAAGAAGAUCCUCAUUGCUGCUCAUGGAAACUCCCUCCGUGGCAUUGUUAAGCACCUGGACUCCAUGUCGGACGAAGCCAUCAUGGGUCUAAAUCUUCCCACUGGCAUCCCAUUUGUAUAUGAGCUGGAUGAGAACCUGAAGCCAGUUGUGUCCAUGAAGUUCCUUGGUGAUGAAGAGACGGUGCGCAAGGCCAUGGAAGCUGUGGCUGCUCAGGGCAAGGCCAAGUAAAGUCUUUGAGCUGUAUAGUUACCGUGUCAGAAGGAGUUAUUGCGUUACAAUGUGGAGUUUGUAUCUUCUCUUCUAAAAAUGUUUUGAUUAAUUUUAGAAUGUAAUGCCAAAUUUGUUUUUUUUUUUUAGAACUUUCAUUCGAUCAGGAAAAUUUUGUCUAGUCAUUCUUCUUUUGUUGUGGAUCUUGUGCAGCCCAUAUACAGAAGUGUAUGUGUAUGUGUCUGCUGUAUUGUGAGGUUAUGUAUCAAUGUAUGAAUGACAUUAAAUUUAUUUAUGAAG